Messenger RNA from Dermatophagoides farinae (American house dust mite), 7618 nucleotides. RefSeq names its product activating signal cointegrator 1 complex subunit 3. Gene Ontology annotation, molecular function: nucleic acid binding; ATP binding; ATP hydrolysis activity. NCBI's taxonomy places the organism in Eukaryota, Metazoa, Arthropoda, Arachnida, Sarcoptiformes, Pyroglyphidae. The record is from RefSeq and is a predicted model, not a curated record.
AGAAAGUUUGAAUUAAAUUCGAUGCUCUUUAUAUAUCUGUUUAUAAAUUGUUAAUAGUUCAUUAAUAACCACGAGAUUAUUUUUUAAGAAAUCUUGUCUAAGAAACAAUGGACAAUACGAAAAACAAAUUAUUCUCCAUGUAUAUACGUCAAAAAGUCAAGAACCUAAAAUGCAAUGUAAAGCUUAAUGUUCUCGAUAAUCCUAAUAAUAUCAGCAGCAGCAGCGGUGCAAGUAGUGAUCAAAUUUAUAUUGGAUGUUUUACUCGUUUCAAAUUAAUGGAACAACGAUUAACUGAUGUGCUCGAUGAAAAAAUGUUACCUCGUUUUGAAAAUAUUGUUGAACAUUUACGUAACGUACAGAAUCGCUCACAGAAUUUUAGUUCCAGAUCACCGUUUGAUGAAAUCAUGUCCAAACCUUCGAAAGCAUCGUUAAUUCAUAAUGGCGAUAUGGAAUUUUUUAAUCGAUACAAUACCAGCGUCGCGAUUUGUUCGAAAGAUGAACGAAUGGAUAUCGAUCACGAUAGGCCAAUGCAAAGUCCGGAUUGUUUGUAUAAAGAACUAUUAUCAUUAAUUGCUGAAUUCAUACAGAUCGAUGAUCGAUCUACACAUCAGAAUCUUGUGGAAAAAGCAGCCGUUUAUCUUCUAUGGGUGUUUUAUGAUUCAUUUCAAACAGAAUUUAUUACACAACAACCGAUCGCAGAUGAACAUCAAACAUCAUUGAAUUUUGCCAAUAUUAGUUCCCAUUACAAUGAUAUGGAAUAUAAUCUAUGCUUAAAUCCAAUGAAGUAUAAUCUAGUGGAAAAAAUGUAUCAAUGUUGCCGUCAGAUAUUCCAGGUCAUGGAACCCAAAUAUUUGAAUGAAAUUUUCUUUUACGCUAGUGUUAUUAAAAAAAUUACAACUGAUCUCGAAAAACAAUCUUCUGAAAAAAAUCAUGAUUGGUUUAAUCAAUUCGCCGACCGUAUUUUUGAAACCAAUGAUGCUGAAAUUAAAAUUGAUCCUUAUGCCAAUAGUAAAUUCAACUACAUGUUAACUAACAAUUAUGAUAAACAAAUGAUUCAAGAAUGUAAUGAAGAUUUUACUAAAUUCAAUCCCGAUUAUUCCAAUUCUGAAUUUAUUCUUCAAAACCUGCUUUAUUCUAAUUCAAUUUCUUCACAAUCACAAACAUCAGCAACGAGUCAACUGCGAAAACAAGAAGCCAAUAAUAUACCAAAUCAACAAAAAAAACCAUCAGAAUUCCAGGUUGAUAUGGAAGAUUCUAUGGCGAAUAAAUCAACCGAAGAUAUUUUGGCUAAUUUAUAUGAAGAAUUAUCAGCAUUCAUUGUCGAUUAUAAUGAAAGAAAUUCGGAUAAAUUCUAUUUGAGCGCCGAAGAAUUGAAUCAAAUGGUCAUGAAUCGUUUAAUCAACAGUGAUAAUGAUAAUGAUAGUCUUUAUGAAGAAUUGACCAAUCUUCUUGGAGAAGAUUCCUCCAAAUUGGUUCGAAAAUUAAUCUUUGCUUAUAAGCCAAAAGUUCAAUCAAGUAACCAAUCGACCGAUAUGAACCACAAUAAAUCUAAUAAGACGAAUGCGGUGCCAUCAUCAUCAACAUCCACAAAAGGUUCCAAUACGAAACGUGCUGAAGAAUUGUAUCGACGUAUUAAUUCAUCUCGUGACACUGGAUCACAAUCGAUUCGACCAUCUGUAGUCAUAACAACCACUAGAGAAAAAGCAUUGAAAAAAGAAAUGCGUAAAAUUGCUAAGAAAAUUAAUAGAGUUCAAAAAAAUACCGCAGACAAUGAUGAAAUUGAACCACAAGGUGAUAAACUUUCUCUUCAAGAUCUAGAAAGUAUGCGUGAAAAAAAUCUUAAAGCAUCAGUUCGAUCAAUUUUGGAGCCGAAAAUGGCUGAAAAUCUACGCCAAUAUCGUCCAAUUGAACAGUAUCCAUUUGUUUAUGAUCUCUACAGAACUAUAAAAACGACAGCUUCUUACAUUGCUGACACAAAAUUAUUGCUACCGAUUGGAUCCGAACGAAAAGAAUUCAAAACACACGACGAAGUUCAUGUUCCGCUUAUUGCAAGCACUGAAGAAACUAAUAAAUUUCUGCAAAAUUUUUCACGCAUCGAAAUCUCCGAUACUGAUGAAUUUAUUCGAACCGGAUUUGAUGGUUUCGUAAAGUUGAACAUCAUUCAAUCAGCUGUAUUUUCCACUGCUUAUCAAUCGGAUAAUCAGAACAUGCUGAUAUGUGCUCCUACGGGUGCUGGCAAAACUAAUAUUGCAAUGUUGGCCAUAUUGAACAUCUUGCGUUCAUUUUCUGUAGAUGAUUCCGUAUCCAAUAUCGAUUUAGAUCAAUUCAAAAUAAUUUAUAUUGCUCCAAUGAAAGCACUUUGUGCUGAAAUGACUUCAACUUUUGGCCGCCGAUUACAGCCAUUUGGCGUCAAAGUUCGUGAAUUGACUGGCGAUAUGCAGAUGACAAGCAAAGAAAUAAUGGAAACUCAGAUGCUUGUUGUUACACCAGAAAAAUGGGAUGUUGUCACGAGAAAAUCUGUUGGCGAUGUUCAACUCAUGGAUUUGGUCAGAUUAAUCAUUUUGGAUGAAGUUCAUCUUUUGCAAUCAGAUCGCGGUCAUGUCGUUGAAACGAUAGUAGCACGUACGGUUCGUUAUGUUGAACAAUCACAAAAAUGUAUUCGUAUGAUUGGAUUAUCGGCUACCUUGCCCAACUAUGUCGAUGUCGCACAAUUUCUACAUGUUGAUCUUUACAAAGGAUUGUAUGUAUUCGACGAUCGAUUUCGACCGGUCCCAUUGGCCAAAACCUUUAUCGGAUGUAAAGCUCGUUCAAAAAAUCAGCUCAAUAUGGAUAUGGAUGAAAUAACGAUGAAACGAGCCAGAGAAAUACUUCAGAAAGAAUAUCAGGUCAUGAUAUUUGUGCAUUCUAGAAAUUCUACAAUGGCCAUGGCAACUUAUUUGUUGGAAAAAACUCAAUAUAAUGAUCCCAGUGACCAUGAUGGUGGUGAAAGCUUACGAUUAAUGUUUCAAGCUGAUACGUCAAGACUUCCCGGUUCAGAUAAACUGAUUUCCAAAGCUAGAUAUCGAAAUUUAAAUAAAUUUCUUCUCAACGGUAUCGGUAUUCAUCAUGCUGGAAUGCCACGAUCGGAACGUAACAUUGUGGAAAAAUUAUUUAGCCAUGGUGUUAUCAAAGUUCUAGUCUGUACAUCCACACUAGCUUGGGGCGUAAAUUUGCCAGCUCAUUCUGUGAUCAUUCGUGGUACCGAAUAUUAUGAUCCAUCACAAGGUAGUUUUGUCGACAUUGAUAUGCUUGAUGUUAUGCAAAUUUUUGGACGAGCUGGUCGGCCACAAUUUGAUAGUGAUGGUGAUGCUACAAUAAUUACUACAUAUGAACGUUUACCACAUUAUCUCAGCAUGUUGACCAAUCAACUUCCAAUUGAAAGUAAAUUCUUAAAACGUUUGGUCGAUAAUUUGAAUGCUGAAAUUGUUCUUGGUACCGUAUGCAAUAUCAGAGAAAUUGUCGAUUGGCUCAAAUACACCUAUUUAUAUAUUCGAAUGCAACGAAAUCCAUUGGAAUAUGGCCUCAAAAGUAUAGCAGCUCACGAUCUUGGUCUUAUCAUUGAUCAUUUAACAGGUUUAGCAAAAAGUUCUGCCGAACAAUUAGAUCGAGCACAAAUGAUUAGAUAUAAUCCUGAACGAGAAGCAACGGUAGAUGCUACACAUCUUGGACGUAUUGCUUCGCAUUUUUAUAUUCAAUAUGAAACUAUUGUUCAUUUGAACGAACAGCUUCGAGAUGUUAUGGAUAUAGGAAAUAUUCUUCAUCUGAUGUCGUCGGCUAGUGAAUUCCAUCAACUAAGAAUUAGAGAAGAAGAAAUUGAGCAACUUCAAAAUUUAUGGACUCAAUGCAAAUUCAAGAUCAAAGGCGAUCUAACCAGCACCGAUACGAAAGUUAACAUUUUGAUGCAAUCCUGUAUCAAUCGAUCGAUUACCGAAUGUCAUUCAUUGAAUUCUGAUAUGAUGUACAUUCUUCAGAACAUGUCCCGUUUGACUCGUGGCCUAUUUGAGUAUGUUAUACGUCGAGGAUGGCCUUCGUUGUCCGAAAAAUUUUUGGAUAUAUCGUUGAUGUUUGAGAAGCAAUUCUGGAAUUUUGAUACACCUUUAUAUCAAUUCGAAUCUGAAUUGACACAAGAUGUUUUAGACAAGCUAUCAUUUAUCCAUCAAAGCAAAAAUAUUCAACAUUAUGAUCUAAAAGAAAUGGAUAUUAAUGAAAUUGCUCAAUUUAUCCAUAAUAAACGAUAUGCACCCAUCGUUAAAAAAUUAGCUCAAACCAUACCGAAUGUUCAGAUUGAAGCAUCAGUCAAACCAAUUACACGUACCAUUUUGACCAUUUAUAUUGAUGUUAAACCAGAUUUUAUUUGGGAUGAUAAAUAUCACGGAAAAGCUGCCCAGCUUUAUUGGAUAUGGUUGACCGAUAUGGAUAACAAUCAUAUCUAUCAUGCUGAACUUGGUCGUUUCAUCAAGAAACAAGUAAUCAAAGAGGAAACGCAACGUUAUGUUUUCACCAUACCAUUAUUAGAUGCAGCAUAUCUUCAGAAACAAUAUCUAAUUCAUUGUACAUUUGAAUAUUGGAUGGGUGCAAAAUGUGAAGCUGAAGUAUCAUGUCAAAAUUUAUUAUUGCCUGAUAAACAUUUACCAACCACUCAGCUUUUGGACCUAAUGCCAUUACCAAUCAAAGCAUUACAAAAUGAAUUAUUCGAAUCAAUUUAUCCUUUUACUCAUUUCAAUCCGAUUCAAACGCAAAUAUUUCAUACUUUAUAUCAUACUGAUAAUAAUGUCCUACUUGGAGCUCCCACUGGUUCUGGAAAAACGAUCGCUGCUGAAAUAGCUUUGUUCCGUGUGCUCAAUACACGUCCUUGGGGUAAAAUUGUUUAUAUUGCUCCCUUAAAAGCAUUGGUACGUGAACGUGUUGAUGAUUGGAAAAGAAAAAUUGAACAAAGAAUUCGAUUCAACGUUGUUGAAUUAACCGGUGAUGUUACCCCUGAUUUGGCCACCAUCGAUUCUGCUCAGAUAAUAGUGACUACACCGGAAAAAUGGGACGGUGUUAGUCGUGGUUGGACAUUUCGAAAAUUUGUACGACAAGUUGCCCUAAUUGUCAUCGAUGAAAUUCACUUAUUGGGUGAAGAACGUGGUCCUGUUCUGGAAAUGAUCGUAUCACGAACAAAUUUUAUUCGUCGUCGAACUGGUGAAAAUAUUCGAAUCAUUGGUCUUUCAACUGCUGUGGCUAAUGCUCAUGAUCUUUCAUCAUGGUUGGGAAUCCACAAUAUUGGCCUUUACAAUUUUAGCUCUUCAGUUAGACCGGUGCCUAUCGAAGUUCAUGUAUCGGGAUUCUCGGGUAAACAUUAUUGUCCACGAAUGGCUUCAAUGAAUAAACCAGCAUAUAGAGCAAUCAAACAACACUCGCCAACCAAACCUGUGAUCGUAUUCGUUUCAUCACGUCGACAAACUAGGCUAACCGCUUUGGAUCUCAUCACCUUAGUCGCUUCGGAUGAUCACACCAUGGGCAUACCGUUUUUGCAUAUAAACAACGAAGAUGAAUUAGAUUCAUUGUUGGAAACGGUUAAAGAUUCCUAUUUAAAACAUACACUUCGAUUCGGUAUCGGUAUGCAUCAUGCCGGUUUGAUUGAAAAUGAUCGGAAACUUGUUGAACAAUUAUUUGCUGAACAAAAGAUUCAGGUUCUGAUUACAACGGCUACAUUAGCUUGGGGAAUCAAUCUUCCAGCACAUGCUGUCAUCAUUAAAGGGACCGAAUUUUUCGAUGGUAAAAAAGGUCGUUACGUUGAUUUUCCUAUUACGGAUGUUUUGCAGAUGAUUGGUCGUGCUGGCCGUCCACAAUUCGAUACUUCAGCAGUUGCCGUUUUGUUUGUACACGAUAUUAAAAAAGAAUAUUAUCGCAAAUUUUUAUAUGAACCGUUCCCUGUUGAAUCACAUUUGUUGGAUGCGUUUCCUGAUCAUUUAAAUGCCGAGGUUAUAACUGGUACUGUAAAAACUAAACAUGAAGCCAUGGAAUUCCUUUCAUCAACAUAUCUUUAUCAUCGAAUUAUUAAAAAUCCAUCGUAUUAUGGUGUUGAUCUUAGUGAAUUGAUUGAACAACAACUCAAUGAUGAAUUGGCCAUUAACACUGUGGUGAUCAAAUUUCUUUCAUCAUAUAUUGAUCAUUGUGUACAAUUGUUGAUCGAAAAUUAUUGUAUAAGAGUAAUCGAUGAAGAGGAACGAUCAUCGGAACAAUAUGGAAAAAAUGACUGCCUUAUCAAUCAGAUUCUUUUACCAACACCAUUAGGCAAAAUAGCAUCCUACUAUUAUUUAUCUUACAAAACUAUUCGUUUAUUUCAAGACCAUCUUUGUCCAUCCGAUAGUGAAACAGGUCAGCCAAAAUUCACUUAUUAUAAAACGAGUGAAAUUCUUGAUCUACUUACUAUGGCUUCCGAAUAUGCAACGCUUCCUGUUCGACACAAUGAAGAAUUAUUGAAUGCACAGCUUGCUAAAAUAUGUCCAUUCAAAAUGGAUCGUCGUUCAAUGGAUUCCCCACAUACUAAAGCUAACCUGUUGCUUCAGGCACAUUGUUCACGUUCCCCUUUACCAAUUGUUGAUUAUUAUACUGAUUUAAAAACAGUUUUGGAUCAAGUUUUGAGAAUAUUCCAGGCAAUGAUUGAUAUAUCAGCUCUGAAUGGAUCGCUUCCUACAACAAUCAACAUAAUCAAUCUACAACAAAGUAUUAUUCAAGCAUCAUGGCAAAAUUCCAAUCAAUUAUUGUUACUCCUCGAAAAUGAUCAUAAAUCAACAGCUAAUGAAUUUAUUGAUGAUGAUCUAAAUGAUGCUUCCGAAUAUUAUCAAAGUCGUCAACAUCAAAUGGAUGCAGCUAUAGCCGAUGUUCGUGAACUUUCCAAAGAAAUCUGUUCUCUUCCAACACUUUUACAAUUUCUUCAACAACAAAAUUAUUCGAACAAACGAAACGACUCGAAAGCAUUCAAAUCGUUCAAGGAUCUUUUCGAAGGAUAUUCAAUUCACCAUGGGAUACUUUCGCGGCUUUUUAAAUCAUUGACGCAAUUGCCAUUGAUCAAUAUUGAAAAGAUAACAAUAAACAAAAUUAAUGACGAAGAAGAUUCAGAUUCUGGCAUGAAUUGGUUGCCACAAGAAAUAUCAAAAGAAAAUACUUUCGUAUCUCGCCGUGAUGUUGAAUGGCUACAAUUACAACCAUCUUCUGAUUACUGUAUCUGUUGCCAAUUAAAACGAAUUUCAUUGUCUAAUCAAAAUUCAAAAGGUCAACGAGCAUAUUGCCCAUCAUUUCCAAAACCGAAAUCCGAAUCCUGGUAUCUGAUUCUUGGAUGUGAAGAAGAAUCCGAAUUGAUCACGAUAACCAGAGUGCCUUGUAUUCAACCAUAUUCAACACAGGUGAACAUUAGAUUUCGAACACCCGAUGUCAAGUCAUCGAAACGAAUAUUCUACACACUAUAUUUACUAAGUGAUUGUUACAUUGGUUUGGAUCAACAAUACAGCAUACCAUUGCAAAUUAAUUGAUUGUUGUGCCUUUUUUUUGUCAAAAAAAUAUAAUAAAAUUUCACUUUACUGUGAUACAUAAAUAA